This is a messenger RNA of Toxorhynchites rutilus septentrionalis, 1676 nucleotides long. RefSeq names its product beta-1,3-glucan-binding protein (gene GNBP1). The transcript is spliced from 6 exons. Bases 136 to 1632 code for a protein of 498 amino acids. Gene Ontology annotation, biological process: carbohydrate metabolic process. Lineage: Eukaryota; Metazoa; Arthropoda; Insecta; Diptera; Culicidae. Gene Ontology annotation, molecular function: carbohydrate binding; hydrolase activity, hydrolyzing O-glycosyl compounds. The record is from RefSeq and is a predicted model, not a curated record.
UGAUAAGACACAGAAAUGAAAUGAUCGAAGACCGUUUGAUCACUGUGUGAAUCCCAGCGAUUUUUUCUUCACAUUCUAUCUCUCACUUCUCGUUCUGAAAAAAUCACACGGUUAGUUCUUAAUCAGCAUCUCAAGAUGAAACAAGUGUUGUUGAUUGUACUGGUUUACUUCAUUCGCGGAACUCUUUGCAUGAAUGGUGGAAAGUUUUCGGUUCCAGAUGUGCUUUUCGAGUACUUAACGCCGAAAGGAUUCCGAGCUAGUAUUCCAGAUACGCCCGGCAUCAAACUGUUUGCGUUUCAUGCUCGCGUAAACAGUCCAUUCAGUGGGUUCGAAGAAGGCGACUUUACUCAGGAUGUAUCCGCUCCGGAAAAUGGUCAUUGGGUGUUUGAAACCACGAAAGCCAACGUCAAAGAGGGACAAUCCAUCUACUAUUGGUUCUAUGUCCAGCAUAAUGAUAAAGCUUAUUGGGUAGCAGACAAGAAGCAUAUAGUUCGGAAGAAUAUGCCUGCAACCACAACAACCACUACCACAACUACUGAGAAGCCAAAAACUACUAAAACUAAAACGACAAAAACAACCACUACUACGGCGCCACCGUGUAUGUCGACCGUUACCACCGUGAAUGGGGGAUCCACCUGUGCAGGGAACUUGAUUUUCGAGGACACAUUUCAAACGUUGGAUUUGAGUAAAUGGCAACGUGAAGUCCGGAUUCCGCUUGAUACCGAGUCGGCAGAGUUUGUAUCUUAUCAAGCAUCGCCGGAGAACAGUUAUGUUGCCGGUGGGCAUCUUUUCAUCGUCCCAACGUUGCUCAACAUGGAUCCCACUUUUAACGAUGAGCGAAUUCGAACCGGGGAGCUGAUUCUACAAGGAUGCACAUCACCCACCAACAAUGAACACGAAUGUCGCCGGCAGGCUGCACUCUCCAGUAUCCUUCCGCCGGUCGUUUCGGCGAAACUGAACACCAAAAGUAGCUUCCGUUUCCAGUACGGUCGAGUGGAGAUUCGCGCCAAGCUGCCCAAAGGGGAUUGGAUUUUUCCACAUAUGCUCCUGCAGCCGGCGGAAAACUACUACGGUUAUGCUGAUAUCGGCUCGGGCAUGCUGGUGGUGGCACAUCUGCUAUCCAACGAAGAACUGAUCAGUCGUGAAGGUAUUCAAAUCGAUGGACAUCGGCUACGAGGUGGUGCUAUCAUUACCAAUCGGGCCAAACUGAGGGAGGCUUUCCUGAAGGCAAACGUGCUGGACGAACAUUUCAGUGACGGUUUCCACGUCUAUGGUCUGACCUGGAAACCGGAUGGUAUCAUCCUAUCCGUGGACGGAUUUCAAUAUGCAACCUUGAAGGGAAAGUUUAAGGAUUAUGGACUUGGUAACGGGCUCUCGCAGGCUAAUCUAUGGAAUGCGGAAAACGCAUUGUCACCGUUCGAUCGAGAGUUUUACAUCUCUCUCGGCGUGGGCGUUGGUGGGGUGACUGAUUUCCCAGAUUUCUGUAGAACAGGAACACUGGGAGCGCAAAAGCCAUGGAAUAACACCAGCCCCAAAGCUGAGUAUCAUUUCUACCAAAAUAGGAACACUUGGUUCCGCACUUGGACGAAUCCCGAACUAAUCGUUGAUUACGUGCGUGUAUAUGCGUUGUAAAAUACUCAGAUCUAAUUAUGAAAUACAAGUUUUCAUUCAUCAUA